AUGGAUGACCUAAACAUAAAGAAUUCAUGCUUGAACCGUAAAGUCAAGAAUGCUCUCAAUUCUGCUCUUCAGGGCGAUUCUACACAUUAUGAGGAACUUGUUGAUUUGAUUCAUCAUAGCCAGCGAUCAAAUCCGGUUAAGGCAGCUAUGCUUGCGACAUGUUUGAAGACAAUAAGUUCCGCGGUUGCUUCUAUUGAUAUUGUUCAGCAUCGCUCUCUUCUUGAAGGUAUUUUCUCAAUGUGUCUGUGGAAGUUCAACACUUGUGUAAUGGAUGCUUUACUAGAGCUAAUCAUAUCUUUAGCCUCAUUUAGUGCAGUCCCUCUAGAUUUGUGUUUGGAGAUGAUGGUUAGUAAUUUCGUGCCGCCUGCCUAUCUCUUAGAGUAUUUGAAUCGGCCACAUUAUGUCGAAAGGAAGAAAAAAGUAUUCGAUCGUGUUCAUGCAAGUUUGGAAACCAUAUUUGAUUUAGUUCCUCUUUCCGCUUUGAGUUUGGAAAGAAUUGUUAGGGAGAGAAUGCCAUCCGUAUAUCAUAGAGAACCCAUAAUCCUAAUGUAUGUUGAGAAUAUGCUGAGGUUGGAGAGUGGUACAAUGGGAAAACUUGUUAGGAAUUCAAUGCUUAUGGCAAUAAUGGUUAGGUUGAUUGACUUGGAUGUGGAGAUACCUUGGGAUGUUAUACUACAUGAUGAUUUCGUCAAAGGCGAUUUUGGUGCUAAUUCAAUGGCUGAAAAGUUAGAUAGUUUGAUGGUUGUGACACUUGAGCAUAUUAAACUCUCAAGCGAAAGUGGUCGUUUACCUCUAGUUUUCGAGACCCUCCUCCAGUCAUUCAAGAGCACAGUUUUGACAGCUUAUAAAUCAAAGUUUGCGCAGUUUGUGAUCUUCUAUGCUUGUUCUUUAGAUCCUGAAAAUUGUGGACAACAAUUUGCAAUCACUCUCUUAGAAAUCUUUUUAGGCAACCCUUAUUUACAAUGUCGAAUGAGCGCAGUUGCCUAUCUUGCGAGUUACUUAUCUCGCGCGAUGUUUGUCUCUGAUUCAUUGGUGGUUUACAUGUUGGAAAGAUUAGUAUAUUGGUGCAUUGAGUACUGCAAAAACCGAGAUGGAGUUAGUAGUUCUAACCCAAGAGCACAUCAAAUGUUUUAUGCUGGUUGUCAGGCAUUUAUGUAUAUUCUUUGCUUCCGAUUCAGAUCUUUGAUUUUGGUUCCCCGUUUCAAAUCAAAACUAGCUUUGUUGCGGGUAGGUGAGAUUUUGAAGCAUCCAUUGAACCCAUUGAAGGUAUGCCUCCCAUCCAUUGUUGAAGAAUUUCUCCGCGUAGUUAGAUCCUCAGGCGUCUUCGCUGUGCCAGAGAACUCUCCAGCCUCCAGUGGGCUAGUAGAAUCAGAACUUUCAAGGGCAUUUGGUGGAUCAGAAAGGCUUGACAUGUUUUUCCCCUUUGAUCCGUAUUUGCUCAAGAAAUCGGGGAGUCUCAUUAGUCCGAUUUUCGUGUACUGGUCGAUGGUUGUUAGUCCUUACCAUGAGCAAGAAGAUGAUGAUGAAAAAGAUAGCAGUGAUGAAGAUGAAGCUGAUGUUUCUGUGGGUGGUGAUAGAAUGAUGAGUUUUGAUGACGAUGAUUUCGAAGUUGACGAUGAUUACUCUGACUAA
Oldenlandia corymbosa var. corymbosa is the source of this 1632-nucleotide messenger RNA. Lineage: Eukaryota; Viridiplantae; Streptophyta; Magnoliopsida; Gentianales; Rubiaceae. The record is from the annotation of a GenBank genome assembly.